Falco peregrinus (peregrine falcon) is the source of this 3164-nucleotide messenger RNA. RefSeq names its product brevican (gene BCAN). Gene Ontology annotation, molecular function: hyaluronic acid binding. NCBI's taxonomy places the organism in Eukaryota, Metazoa, Chordata, Aves, Falconiformes, Falconidae. The record is from RefSeq and is a predicted model, not a curated record. Gene Ontology annotation, biological process: cell adhesion.
GACACGGACACACACAGAAGACUCCUCUUUUCUUGGUGCCUGCACUUAUGCCUGGUGGAGCUCGUCCCCAGCCCUCCUGCCAACCUGCUGCCGACCGCUGCCUGCACUGCCCCGCAGAACCCGCAGCUCAACCCCAGCCGGGGGUCGUGGGGACCCCCCCCUCCACGCUGCUCUUCCCCCCACCGCCCAGGAGAAGGGCCGCCGCGGGGCUGCCGCCACGCAGGGAGCAAGGGCAGAGGAUGGCCGCAGCCCUUCCGCUGCUGCUGCUCUGGGUGUUUAUCCCCACGGUGGUCUCGGAGGUGUUUGGCCCUGGAGAUGGCACAGAGGACCUCAAGGCGCUGCAGGUCUCCAUCCCACGCCACCCAGUUUUGGACGCCGUGCUGGCAGGCGACAUCACCAUCCCCUGCCUCAUCACCUACCUCGGCCCCCAGCCCACCCCUGGCACUGCCGGCCGCCGCGCAGUCCUGGGAACCCCCCGGGUCAAGUGGACCUUCAUCUCUGAGGGCAGGGAGGUGGAGAUCUUGGUAGCUCGGGGGGACAGGGUGAAGGUGAGCGAGGACUAUCGCCUCCGUGCCUCCCUGCCCAUCUUCCACCAGCGCUACACCAACGCCUCCCUGCUGCUCACCGAGCUGCGGCCCAAUGACUCGGGGAUCUACCGCUGCGACGUGCAGCAUGGCAUCGAGGACGGCCACGACAUCCUUGACGUCAAAGUCAAAGGGGUGGUGUUUCACUACCGGGAGGGCUCCAUGCGCUACGCUUACACCUUCGCCGAGGCGCAGGAAGCUUGUGCCAGGAUCGGCGCCCACAUUGCCACCCCCGAGCAGCUGUACGCUGCCUACCUCGGCGGCUACGAGCAGUGUGAUGCUGGCUGGAUCGCUGACCAGACCGUCAGGUACCCCAUCCACACACCCCGUGAGGCCUGUUACGGAGAUAUGAAUGGCUUCCCCGGGGUGAGGAAUUACGGGGUGGUGGACCCAGAGGACAUGUACGAUGUGUACUGCUACGCCGAGGACCUCCCAGGGGAGAUCUUUUUGGAGACAGCCCCAGACAAAUUCACGCUGGAGGAGGCGGCGGCGCGCUGCCGGGCACUGGGCACGGAGCUGGCGAGCACGGGGCAGCUCUACGCCGCUUGGAGCGCGGGGCUGGACGCCUGCAGCCCCGGCUGGCUGGCCGAUGGCAGCGUCCGCUACCCCAUCGUCACCCCCCGGGAACGCUGCGGUGGGGCUUUGCCGGGCGUCAAAACCAUCUUCCUCUUCCGCAACCAGACGGGAUUCCCCGAUGCCCAGAGCAGAUACGAUGCAUACUGUUUCCGAGAAGGGACAAACUCUUUCCCUGAGGCUGCAGGAAAAUACGGAGCCCGAGAGCCCGAGGGCCUCCAGGAGAUUGUUACAGUGGCAGAAAAGCUGGAGGAGCUGCAGCUGCCCAAAGCGCAAGUGGAGAUUGAGUCGCGAGGGGCUAUAUACGCCGUCCCUUUCUUUAAGGACCCUGAGCUGGAAAAGCCGAGCCCGUCCCCCGAAGACGCACCAGGGCCAGGGGCCCAGCACCCCCCGCUAGAUACCUCCGUGUCCUCAGAGGAGGAACAGGGAGCAGCGCUGGGCAGGGACCCUGGCAGCACAUCGGCGGAGACCCCCGGCAGAGGGCAAGACCCCAGCCAGCCCACGGAGCCGGAUGGAGCUGCUGGCACACAGACACCCUCCAUGUCCCCCCAGGCGGGUGCAGAGGGACCCACCGGUGCCCCGUCCCCAUCGGGGGCCACAGCAGAUAGCCAAGAGCCUGGUGGGAUCCCCCGCAACGGCCACGAGUCCGGUGGGGUGAGCACCCCCACCGCUGAGGAUGCUGAGCUCUCGGGAGAUGUGGUCGAAAGCCUUGGGGUGUCCCCACUGCCCCCUGCCCCCUCGCAGCCGCAGGAGGAGGGAGAGGAGCAGUCGGGGGCCCUGUGGCUCCCCUCGCCUGCGGCCCCGGGGGACGGGAGCACUGUCCCCGUGGCAGAGGCAACAGCGGUCACACCGUGGCACGAGGAGGUGCCUGGCAGCAGCAGCGUGCCGGCCACGGGAGGCGAGGAUGCUGUGCCACGACCCCCCGGUACUGACAGCGUGAUGCCCACUGCAUCGUCAGAAGAGGAGGAGGAGGAGGAGGAAGCGGAGGAAGGGCAACCCGCUCCCUCCGUUGCAACCGUGGAGGGUUUCCUUGCAGCCGUUCCCGGAGAACCAGGUGGCUGCAUCCCCAACCCCUGCCUGAACGGAGGGACCUGCACGGAGGACGGCGCCCGCCUCGCCUGCCUGUGCCUGCCCGGCUACGGAGGCAGCAGCUGCGAAAGACCGCUGGAGAAGUGCAGCCCCGGCUGGGACAGCUUCCAGGGAGCCUGCUACAAGCACUUCUCCACCCGGAGGAGCUGGGAGGAUGCGGAGGGCCAGUGCAGGCAUUAUGGGGGACACCUGGCCACCAUCCUGACACCCGAAGAGCAGGACUUCAUCAACGACCAGUACAGGGAGUACCAGUGGAUCGGCUUGAACGACCGGACCAUCGAGGGGGAUUUCCAGUGGUCCGAUGGGAGCCCUUUGCUCUACGAGAACUGGCACCACGGGCAGCCCGACAGCUACUUUCUCUCCGGGGAGAACUGCGUGGUCAUCGUGUGGCACGACGGGGGCCAGUGGAGCGACGUGCCCUGCAACUACCACCUCUCCUACACCUGCAAAAUGGGGCUGGUGCAGUGCGGGCCACCCCCCUCUGUCACCAACGCUCGCGCCUUCGGCAAACCAAAGCAGCGCUACGAGAUCGGCUCCAUCACGCGGUACCAGUGCCGCCGCGGCUUCGUCCAGCGCCGCUCACCCAUCAUCCGGUGCCAGGAGGAUGGGACGUGGGAACUGCCCCAGCUAACCUGCCGCCCUGGCCUGGUUGAGCACCCCCAUGACUGAGCGAGUCCCCUGGGCAGAAGCCACCACGUCCCCGGGUCCUGGAGCCGGUGCGGAUGGGGACAGCACUGGGACUCCAGCGUGGACCCCAGCGUGGCGUGAAACCUCACUGUAUGGUGUCUGCCUCCUUGUUUGUUUUAUAUCUGUACAAAGAAAUCCUAAUAACUAAAGAUCCCCUGGAAAGGAACCGACAACCACCCGAAAUGUAGCACAAGGGCUGUUUUGUUCCUGGAGUCACAACAGAAUCGAAAU